UUACUCAUUUUAUUUUGCCUUCGCAGGUAUUCUGGAGUUCAUCAGUCUUGCAGUUGGUCUGGUCAGCAUCAGAGGGGUGGACAGCGGCCUUUACCUCGCCAUGAACAGCAAGGGGGAGCUGUAUGGAUCGGAAAAGCUGUCAGCGGAGUGCGUUUUCAAGGAGCAGUUUGAGGAAAACUGGUACAACACUUACUCCUCAAACAUCUACCGGCACGGGGAGAAAGGGGCCUUCUACUUCGUUGGGCUGAACAAAGAUGGAACAUCGCGAGACGGAACGAGGUCGCGACGGCAUCAGAGGUUCACGCACUUCCUACCAAGGCCCGUCGAUCCGGAGAGAGUCCCAGACCUGUACAGAGACAUAUUGGGACAGAGCUGAGGGUUAAAAGCCAUCUGUGCCCUAAUGCAACCAAAACCGGUCGAAACAGGCCAACUGAAUGCGCCGAACAUCAUCCCUUUCCUUUUUUUUUUGGAGACGGAGGAUCUUCUGGAUCUGGACGGAACAGGGUCGCAAAGACAGCACMGAGUCUAAUUCACGCUGUUGGGUUGGAGAGAGAAGGAAAAAAGUCUGGGAUAUGAGAAGAAAAACGCAAGUGAACUCUAACAAAGGGACACAGAGGAGGUUCCUCAAAUGUUCCUCAGUGGCCUACGGAAAGACCCUGGUGGCCAAGAGGAUAAUUCUUUUUUUGGAUUUUUAUUAGUUUUCAUUUGAUAAAAAUCCAAAUACAUGCUCAAAUGGACUGGAUCUGAUAGUUGUGUGAUUAACCACCAGCUGCUGGUAGCCUUUCUGUCUGCUGGAACUUCACUGCUCCACUACUGUCAGUAGAUGUUUUAGUUGUUUUUUUCUGUCUAACAUUAUCGAGGCUGCUAUGGCUUGUUUGUAUUACAAAAAAAAAAAAAAA
Messenger RNA from Poecilia reticulata (guppy), 899 nucleotides. NCBI's taxonomy places the organism in Eukaryota, Metazoa, Chordata, Actinopteri, Cyprinodontiformes, Poeciliidae. The record is from RefSeq and is a predicted model, not a curated record.